GUAGUUUCGUUAUCAGAUCACUUCAAAUAAGAUAAGAGCAUCGAUUUGUACCCAAAACUAGCAAAUUGCUCAUCAUUGACUCAAUUGUCUCUGCGCAAAAUGAAGUUCCUAACUGUGCUCGUGUGUUUUACUUUCUGCCUCUUCACAGUUCAGUCUGAAGAAGUAGAUUCGAAAAAACUAGAGCUUGUCAAAGAAAUCGCCGCCAAAAUCGCCCCCCAUGAUAAUGUCGCCAAACUGCAAAACCUGGACAAUGCCAAAAAAAUCAAAAUUAUGCAAGACUUGGUGAAUGCGGUGCGAAACCAAGCCCCGGCUUCAGGAGCGAGAACCCGACGAUCAGCCGAAGAAAAAGUCGAUGUCUCCCCGCUUAUGAAAAUGAUGAGCGCUAAAAUUGCGACUAGUGGAAAGGUCGCUGUUCAACGUGACGCAGAUGUUGAAAAAAUGAAACUUUUUGAAGAUCUGGCGGCGAAAAUUGCGCCUCAAGCCAAAUCUGUGAAUGUGGUACGAAGCCGAAGAGCGAGCGAAGUCAGCGAUUUGGAGAAAACUUCCCUCCUCAAUAAAAUAGCAUUGAAAGUUGAUUCUGUUGGUAAAGUUGCGAGUCCUCGCGUGAGUCAGCAAAAAACGUCCGAACUUAUGAAGACUUUGGGCGAAAAAGUCGCAGCUUCGAAAAACUAGUGACUUGUAAUUAAUUUAAUUCAAUAAAUUUUGUAAAAUGUG
This is a messenger RNA of Tribolium castaneum (red flour beetle), 714 nucleotides long. RefSeq lists its product as uncharacterized. The record is from RefSeq and is a predicted model, not a curated record. The transcript has 2 exons. Lineage: Eukaryota; Metazoa; Arthropoda; Insecta; Coleoptera; Tenebrionidae. Bases 100 to 672 code for a protein of 190 amino acids.